Messenger RNA from Clarias gariepinus (North African catfish), 10230 nucleotides. RefSeq names its product mucin-3A-like. NCBI's taxonomy places the organism in Eukaryota, Metazoa, Chordata, Actinopteri, Siluriformes, Clariidae. The coding region runs from base 1 to 10122 and encodes 3373 amino acids. The transcript is spliced from 70 exons. The record is from RefSeq and is a predicted model, not a curated record.
AUGGCAAAGAAGGGCCCCACCCAGCGCUCGCGAGCACCGCUGCAGGACUUUCAGGGGAGGGGCACCUAUGGAGCGUAUGGGCGUGGACACACGCCGGCGAAACGUCGGCCGGACUGCCUCAGGACAAGGUUUGCGCUCCUCCCUCCUCCACAAAAGGACCCCGGCGCUCACAGCGCCAGCGCCGACCGCCUUCAUGCCUCCAAGACUGAGAGUCUCAGGAUGACCAGGGAUGGUCACAGCUUAGAGGUGACCACUACCAGUGAGUCCACAACACAGGCUACAACAACCACAGAAGCAUCAACAUCAGCUCAAUCAACUGGAGUAACAACUACCUUAUCUCCAAGCACAACAACUGAAUCAUCCACAACUAUACAGGCUACCACAACCACAGAACCAUCAACAUCAGCUCAAUCAACUGGAGUAACAACUACCUUCGCUCCAAGCACGACAAUCGAAUCAUCCACAACUAUACAAACAACUUCAAUAACUACACCAACAACAUUUUCACCAACCACAUUUCUGACAGAGGUGACCACUACCAGUGAGUCCACAACACAGGCUACAACAACCACAGAAGCAUCAACAUCAGCUCAAUCAACUGGAGUAACAACUACCUUCACCCCAAGCACAACAACUGAAUCAUUCACAACUACACAGGUAACUACACCUACAACAUUUUCACCAACUACAAUACUAACAGAGGUGACCACUACCACUGAAUCAACAACACAGGCUACAGCAACCACAGAAAUAUCAAGAUCAGCUCAAUCAACUGAAGUUACAACUACCUUCACUCCAAGCACUACAACUGAACUAUCCACAACCAUGCAAAAAACUUCCAUAACUACACCAACAUUUUCACCAAGCACAAUACUCACAAAUGUGACAACUACCACUGAAUCAACAACACAGGCUACAACAACCACAGAACCAUCAACAUCAGCUCAAUCAACUGGAGUAACAACUACCUUAUCUCCAAGCACAACAACUGAAUCAUCCACAACUAUACAGGUAACUACACCUACAACAUUUUCACAAACCACAAUACUAACAGAGGUGACCACUACCACUGAAUCAACAACACAGGCUACCACAACCACAGAACCAUCAACAUCAGCUCAAUCAACUGGAGUAACAACUACCAUCGCUCCAAGCACGACAAUUGAAUCAUCCACAACUAUACAAACAACUUCAAUAACUACACCAACAACAUUUUCACCAACCACAUUUCUGACAGAGGUGACCACUACCAGUGAGUCCACAACACAGGCUACAACAACCACAGAAACAUCAACAUCAGCUCAAUCAACUGGAGUAACAACUACCUUCACCCCAAGCACAACAACUGAAUCAUCCACAACUUUACAGGUAACUACACCUACAACAUUUUCACCAACCACAAUACUAACAGAGGUGACCACUACCACUGAAUCAACAACACAGGCUACAGCAACCACAGAAACAUCAAGAUCAGCUCAAUCAACUGAAGUAACAACUACCUUCACUCCAAGCACUACAACUGAAUUAUCCACAACCAUGCCAAAAACUUUAAUAACUACACCAACAUUUUCACCAAGCACAAUACUCACAGAUGUGACAACUACCACUGAAUCAACAACACAGGCUACAACAACCACAGAACCAUCAACAUCAGCUCAAUCAACUGGAGUAACAACUACCUUAUCUCCAAGCACAACAACUGAAUCAUCCACAACUAUACAGGUAACUACACCUACAACAUUUUCACCAACCACAAUACUAACAGAGGUGACCACUACCACUGAAUCAACAACACAGGCUACCACAACCACAGAACCAUCAACAUCAGCUCAAUCAACUGGAGUAACAACUACCAUCGCUCCAAGCACGACAAUUGAAUCAUCCACAACUAUACAAACAACUUCAAUAACUACACCAACAACAUUUUCACCAACCACAUUUCUGACAGAGGUGACCACUACCAGUGAGUCCACAACACAGGCUACAACAACCACAGAAACAUCAACAUCAGCUCAAUCAACUGGAGUAACAACUACCUUCACCCCAAACACAACAACUGAAUCAUCCACAACUAUACAGGUAACUACACCUACAACAUUUUCACCAACCACAAUACUAACAGAGGUGACCACUACCACUGAAUCAACAACACAGGCUACAGCAACCACAGAAACAUCAAGAUCAGCUCAAUCAACUGAAGUAACAACUACCUUCACUCCAAGCACUACAACUGAAUUAUCCACAACCAUGCCAAAAACUUCAAUAACUACACCAACAUUUUCACCAAGCACAAUACUCACAGAUGUGACAACUACCACUGAAUCAACAACACAGGCUACAACAACCACAGAACCAUCAACAUCAGCUCAAUCAACUAGAGUAACAACUACCUUAUCUCCAAGCACAACAACUGAAUUAUCCACAACUAUACAGGUAACUACACCUACAACAUUUUCACCAACCACAAUACUAACAGAUGUGACAACUACCAUUGAAUCCACAACACAGGCUACCACAACCACAGAACCAUCAACAUCAGCUCAAUCAACUGGAGUAACAACUACCUUCGCUCCAAGCACGACAAUUGAAUCAUCCACAUCUAUACAAACAACUUCAAUAACUACACCAACAACAUUUUCACCAACCACAUUUCUAACAGAGGUGACCACAACCACUGAAUCAACAACACAGGCUACAACAACCACAGAAACAUCAACAUCAGCUCAAUCAACUGAAGUAACAACUACCUUUACUCCAAGGACUACAACUGAAUUAUCCACAACCAUGCAAAAAACUUCAAUAACUACACCAACAUUUUCACCAAGCACAAUACUCACAGAUGUGACAACUACCACUGAAUCAACAACACAGGCUACAACAACCACAGAACCAUCAACAUCAGCUCAAUCAACUAGAGUAACAACUACCUUAUUUCCAAGCACAACAACUGAAUCAUCCACAACUAUACAGGUAACUACACCUACAACAUUUUCACCAACCACAAUACUAACAGAGGUGACCACUACCACUGAAUCAACAACACAGGCUACAGCAACCACAGAAACAUCAAGAUCAGCUCAAUCAACUGAAGCAAUAACUAUACCAACAACAUUUUCACAAACCACAUUACUGACAGAGGUGACCACUACCACUGAAUCCACAACACAGGCUACAACAACCACAGAAACAUCAACAUCAGCUCAAUCACCUGAAGUAACAACUAAGUUGUCCACAACUAUAGAGGCAACAUCAAUGACUACACCAACAACAUAUUCAACAACCGCAAUACUCACAGAUGUGACAACUACCACUGGCUCAACAACACAGGCUACAACAACCGCAGAACCAUCAACAGCUGGUACAGCUAUUGUUCAAACCAGGCUGAUAUUUAACUUUUCUACUCCGAUUCCAAGUGAGACUUUGGUCCUUAGUGCAAUCACAGCUCUUUUAACUUCUCGGCUCACACUUAUCAGUGAUUUAAUACAAGUCCUGAACUUCACCUAUGAAAACAUUUCAAACGGUUCCUAUGCCGUCAUCUUCACAUUCAGCCUUAGUAACAUCAGCAUCUCUGAGAAACCUGACCUUAGCAACAACACUGUCACCCAAGUCCAGAGUUCCAUUAAUAAUGCUCUUAACACACUCUUGAAUGAACCUGGACAAGACCAAUUUGAACCAAAGUCCUCCAUCUUCAUAUCUGGUUCAGCUGUGGUUCAGACCCGACUAGAAUUUAACUUAUUCAGUCCAGUUCCCAGUGAGAGUUUGGUCCUCAGUGCCAUUGCAUCUCUUCUCAGUUCUCGAUCCACCAACCUCAGUGAUUCAAUAAAUGUGGUAAACUUCACCUACGAGGAAAUUUCAAACUCCUCCUAUGCAGUCAUCUUUACAAUCAACAUCAGUAACAUUAGCAUUUCAGAGAACUCUGAACUGAGGAAUGACACCUACAUCCAAGUGGAGGACAUCAUCAACAAUGCUCUAAACACACUUUUCAAUGCACCUGGUGCAGAGCCAUUUGUACCCAAGUCUUCCAAUAUAAGUAGUUCAGGAAAACAGAUUGAAGGUGUCAUGGACUACAGCUUCCAAUAUGGAGAUACUAAUAUCCCAAUCAACUUUCUCACUGAGCUCCAAAAACUAUCUGGAUAUUAUACAUCAGUUUCCCCAUCUUUAACAACUACUCCAUUAACACUAUCAGGUUCAGCUGUGGUUCAGGCCCGGCUGGUAUUUGACUCGUUCAGCCCGAUUCCCAGUGGACGUUUGGUCCUCAGUGCCAUCGCAUCUCUGCUCAGUUCUCGAUCCACUAACCUCAGUGAUUCAAUAAAUGUGUUGAACUUCACAUUUGAGGAAAUUUCAAACUCCUCCUAUGUAGUCAUCUUCACAAUCAGCAUCAGUAACAUUAGCAUUCCAGAGAACCCUGAACUGAGGAAUGACACCUACAUCCAAGUGGAGGACAUCAUCAACAAUGCUCUAAACACACUUUUCAAUGCACCUGGUGCAGAGCCAUUUGUACCCAAGUCGUCCAAUAUAAGUAGUUCAGGAAAACAGAUUGAAGGUGUCAUGGACUACAGCUUUAAAUAUGGAGAUACUAAUAUCCCAAACACCUUUCUCACUGAGCUCCAGAAACUAUCUGGAAAUUAUACAUCAGUUCCCCCAUCUUUAACAACUACUCCAUUAACACUAUCUGGUUCAGCUGUGGUUCAGGCCCGGCUGGUAUUUGACUCAUUCAGCCCGAUUCCCAGUGGGAGUUUGGUCCUCAGUGCCAUCGCAUCUCUGCUCAGUUCUCGAUCCACUAACCUCAGUGAUUCAAUAAAUGUGUUGAACUUCACAUUUGAGGAAAUUUCAAACUCCUCCUAUGUAGUCAUCUUCACAAUCAGCAUCAGUAACAUUAGCAUUCCAGAGAACCCUGAACUGAGGAAUGACACCUACAUCCAAGUGGAGGACAUCAUCAACAAUGCUCUAAACACACUUUUCAAUGCACCUGGUGCAGAGCCAUUUGUACCCAAGUCUUCCAAUAUAAGUAGUUCAGGAAAACAGAUUGAAGGUGUCAUGGACUACAGCUUCCAAUAUGGAGAUACUGAUAUCCCAAACACCUUUCUCACUGAGCUCCAAAAACUAUCUGGAUAUUAUACAUCAGUUCCCCCAUCUUUAACAACUACUCCAUUAACACUAUCUGGUUCAGCUGUGGUUCAGGCCCGGCUGGUAUUUGACUCGUUCAGCCCGAUUCCCAGUGGGAGUUUGGUCCUCAGUGCCAUCGCAUCUCUGCUCAGUUCUCGAUCCACUAACCUCAGUGAUUCAAUAAAUGUGUUGAACUUCACAUUUGAGGAAAUGUCAAACUCCUCCUAUGUAGUCAUCUUCACAAUCAGCAUCAGUAACAUUAGCAUUCCAGAGAACCCUGAACUGAGGAAUGACACCUACAUCCAAGUGGAGGACAUCAUCAACAAUGCUCUAAACACACUUUUCAAUGCACCUGGUGCAGAGCCAUUUGUACCCAAGUCUUCCAAUAUAAGUAGUUCAGGAAAACAGAUUGAAGGUGUCAUGGACUACAGCUUCCAAUAUGGAGAUACUAAUAUCCCAAUCAAGUUUCUCACUGAGCUCCAAAAACUAUCUGGAUAUUAUACAUCAGUUUCCCCAUCUUUAACAACUACUCCAUUAACACUAUCUGGUUCAGCUGUGGUUCAGGCCCGGCUGGUAUUUGACUCGUUCAGCCCGAUUCCCAGUGGGAGUUUGGUCCUCAGUGCCAUCGCAUCUCUGCUCAGUUCUCGAUCCACUAACCUCAGUGAUUCAAUAAAUGUGUUGAACUUCACAUUUGAGGAAAUUUCAAACUCCUCCUAUGCAGUCAUCUUUACAAUCAGCAUCAGUAACAUUAGCAUUCCAGAGAACCCUGAACUGAAGAAUGACACCUACAUCCAAGUGGAGGACAUCAUCAACAAUGCUCUAAACACACUUUUCAAUGCACCUGGUGCAGAGCCAUUUGUACCCAAGUCGUCCAAUAUAAGUAGUUCAGGAAAACAGAUUGAAGGUGUCAUGGACUACAGCUUUAAAUAUGGAGAUACUGAUAUCCCAAACACCUUUCUCACUGAGCUCCAGAAACUAUCUGGAAAUUAUACAUCAGUUCCCCCAUCUUUAACAACUACUCCAUUAACACUAUCUGGUUCAGCUGUGGUUCAGGCCCGGCUGGUAUUUGACUCGUUCAGCCCGAUUCCCAGUGGGAGUUUGGUCCUCAGUGCCAUCGCAUCUCUGCUCAGUUCUCGAUCCACUAACCUCAGUGAUUCAAUAAAUGUGUUGAACUUCACAUUUGAGGAAAUGUCAAACUCCUCCUAUGCAGUCAUCUUCACAAUCAGCAUCAGUAACAUUAGCAUUCCAGAGAACCCUGAACUGAGGAAUGACACCUACAUCCAAGUGGAGGACAUCAUCAACAAUGCUCUAAACACACUUUUCAAUGCACCUGGUGCAGAGCCAUUUGUACCCAAGUCUUCCAAUAUAAGUAGUUCAGGAAAACAGAUUGAAGGUGUCAUGGACUACAGCUUCCAAUAUGGAGAUACUAAUAUCCCAAUCAACUUUCUCACUGAGCUCCAAAAACUAUCUGGAUAUUAUACAUCAGUUUCCCCAUCUUUAACAACUACUCCAUUAACACUAUCUGGUUCAGCUGUGGUUCAGGCCCGGCUGGUAUUUGACUCGUUCAGCCCGAUUCCCAGUGGGAGUUUGGUCCUCAGUGCCAUCGCAUCUCUGCUCAGUUCUCGAUCCACUAACCUCAGUGAUUCAAUAAAUGUGUUGAACUUCACAUUUGAGGAAAUAUCAAACUCCUCCUAUGCAGUCAUCUUUACAAUCAGCAUCAGUAACAUUAGCAUUCCAGAGAACCCUGAACUGAAGAAUGACACCUACAUCCAAGUGGAGGACAUCAUCAACAAUGCUCUAAACACACUUUUCAAUGCACCUGGUGCAGAGCCAUUUGUACCCAAGUCUUCCAAUAUAAGUAGUUCAGGAAAACAGAUUGAAGGUGUCAUGGACUACAGCUUCCAAUAUGGAGAUACUAAUAUCCCAAACAACUUUCUCACUGAGCUCCAAAAACUAUCUGUUCCCCAAUCUUCAUCAGUGACUCCAAUAAUAAUAUCUGGUUCAGCUGUGGUUCAGGCUCGGCUGGUAUUUGACUCAUUCAGUCCAGUUCCCAGUGAGAGUCUUGUCCUCAGUGCCAUCGCAUCUCUGCUCGGUUCUCGAUCCACCAACUUCAGUGAUUCAAUAAAUGUGUUGAACUUCACCUACAAGGAUAUUUCAAACUCCUCCUAUGCAGUCAUCAUCACAAUCAGCAUUAGUAACAUUAGCAUUCCAGAGAACCCUGAACUCAGGAAUGACACCUACAUCCAAGUGGAGGACAUCAUCAACAAUGCUCUAAACACACUUCUCAAUGCACCGGGAGGCGACACUUUUGCACCCAAAUCCUCCAAUAUCAGUAGUAGCUCAGGAAAACAGAUUGAAGGCGUCAUGGACUACAGCUUUAAAUAUGGGGAUACUAAUAUCCCAAUCAGCUUUCUCACUGAGAUCCUGAAACAAUCUGGUUAUUAUACAUCAAUUCCCCAGGACUUAAAAGCCACUCCAAUAAUAAGAUCUGGUUCAGCUGUGGUUCAGACCCGACUGGCAUUCAAUUUAUACAGUCCCGUUUCCAAUGAGAGUUUGGUCCUCAGUGCUAUUAAAUCUCUGCUCAGUUCUCGAUCCACUAACCUCAGUGAUUCACUAAAUGUGCUGAACUUCACCUACCAGGGUAUUUCAAACAACUCCUAUGCAGUCAUCUUCACAAUAAGGAUCAGUAAUAUUACCAUUCCAGAGAACCCUGAACUCAGAAAUGACACAUACAUCCAAAUUGAGGACAUGAUCAACAAUGCUUUAAAUACACUUCUUAAUGCACCUGGUGCAGAGCCAUUUGUACCCGAGUCCUCCAACUUCACCACCUCAGAAAAACAGAUUGAAGGGAACAUUGAGUAUCGCUUCCAGAAUGGAGAUACUAAUACACCAAUCACCUUUCUCAGUCAACUGAACAUGAUAUAUGGAUCAGCUUUGGUUCAGGCAAGCCUUUUGUUUAACACCUCAUCUGUUGCUCCCAGUGAGAAUUUGGUUAAUGCUAUCGCCUAUCUGCUGAGCUCCCGAAUCAACAAACUCAGCGAUUCAGUAAAUGUGCUGAACUUCACUGUUGAGAAUAUUUCAAAUACAUCCUUUGCAGUCAACUUCACAAUUAACAUCAAUAACAUCGAUAUGCCAGAGAAUCCUGAUUUCAGGAACAACACUUACUACCAAGUGGAAAGAAUCAUCAGUAAUGUUAUUUCUAAAGUCCUGGGUGAUGCAGUUAAUUCUACUUUGUGGCCUCAGAAAACCGACUUCAUGAGCAUAUCUAAUCAGAUUGUCGGGGAAAUACUGUACAAUAUCCAAGGGGAAAACAUUACAAAACUAAUCAACUUGCUCAACCAUUCCUAUGCAAAUGAUGUGACACAAACCACCCCUGUGCAGGUUACUUCACCUCCAGCUUUAUCUGGUUCAGCUGUGGUUCAGACCCGACUAGCAUUCAACUCAUUCAGUCCUGUUCCCAGUGAGAGUUUGGUCCUUAGUGCCAUCAAAUCUCUCCUCAGUUCUCGAUCCACCAACCUCAGUGAUUUAUUAAAUGUGUUGAACUUUACCUACCAGGGUAUUUCAAACUCCUCCUAUGCAGUCAUCUUCACAAUAAGCAUCAAUAACAUUAGUAUACCAGAGACCCCUGAACUCAGCGAUGACACCUACAUCCAAGUUGAGACAUUUAUCAACAAUGCUAUAAACACACUUCUCAAUGCACCUGGUGCAGAGCCAUUUGUACCCGAUUCCUCCAAUUUCACCACCUCAGAAAAACUGAUUAAAGGCAACAUUGAGUACAGCUUCCAAAAUGGAGAUGCUAGAACACCAAUCAGCUUUCUCAGUCAACUGAAUAUGAUAUAUGGAUCAGCCUUGGUUCAGGCAAGACUUGUGUUUAACACCUCAUCUGUUGCUCCCAGUGACACUUUGGUCAUCAAUGCUAUCACCAAUCUGCUGAACUCUAGAAUAAAAAAACUCAGAGAGUCAAUAAAUGUGCUGAACUUCACUUUUGAGAAUACUUCAGAUACGUCCUUUGCAGUCAUCUUCCUAAUCAACAUCAGUGACAUCAGUAUGCCAGGGAAUCCUGAAUUCUCAAACAACACUUACUACCAAGUGGAAAGCAUCAUCAGUAAUGCUCUUUCCAUAAUCCUGGGUGAUGCAGUGAAUUCCACUUUGAGGCCUCAGGAAACCAACUUUAUGAGCAUAGCCAAUCUGAUUGUUGGGGAAAUCCUGUACAAUAUCCAAGGGGAAAACUUUCAGUUAUAUGCAAAUGGUUUGACACCAUCCACCACUGGGCAGUUCACUCCAUUACCACCUCCAGUGGGGACUGUGCUGAUUUAUAUCCAUCUAUUGUUUAAGAACUUGACCAAUGUACCAAGCGAAGCUGAUGUUACCAAAGCUGCCAAUGCUCUCCUGGACUCUAGUAUUAGAUUAGCCAGAGAUAUUGAAACAGUAAAAGUGUAUAAUCCAAUCAGCAUACAGAAUGUAACCUAUCAAAAACUUGCCAACAACUCUUACAAUAUUGGCUUUGGAUUUAAAAUUAGCAAUGUGAGCAUUUCUUCGAACACUGAUCAACUGAACGAAACAUAUAAUACAAUCCAAAACACAAUAAAUGGCUUGCUUAACAGAAUUCUCAAUUCCCCAAACUCUAAACAAUUUAUCUUCCCAAGAGCAAGCUAUAUGAGUAACUCGACCACAAUUGUGGCUGACUCAGAGUAUGUUUUUUCGGAAGGUGAUCUUAGUUUUGUACCAAGUGGUUUUCUUGCUCAGAUACUCAUGGUUAGUGGUCUGAGUAGCCCACCCUCUCCCACAGAAGCAACCAUUGCUUUUAACUAUGAAUUAUUGCAAACCACUCCUCACAGCGGAUUUCCAGAAUGGGCAUUAGCCAUAAUUAUCCCCUGCAUUAUUGCCAUUCUUCUCAUACCUUGCUGGAUUAUACUUUGUUGUCUGUUAUGUGGCUGCUGUGCUGCCGUAAGGCGACGCUACAGCAGAAGACGGUCCUACAAUGUCCAAUACACAACACGGAAUGGUAUCUUUUGAGAUACAGACUGAAACCAAACAUAGACCAAAAAAAUACUGAAAAAAAGUUUUAAAAAUCUAAUUGAAUGCUCAAAAUAGAAUAGCAAGAAUAUAAUUUAUAUGUUUAAC